AUGUUUAGAUUAUUCAGGCAAUGGCUUUACAUCAAUUGGAUAUUCUCGUUGACGUCAAAAGGCAGAGAGCAAAAAAAGACUCUGAAGAUAUUACAUGGAUUUACUGAACAAAUUAUUGCUGAAAGAAAACUUUAUCAUGAUCGCACUAAUAAUCAAUACUUGAAAAGCUUUGGUAAUGACACGUCGGCAGAGAGAGAUGACGCAGAACCGAUAGGAAUACGAAGGAAACGGCUUGCAAUGUUGGAUCUUCUAAUAGCGGCAUCUCGCGAAGGUCUUCUGACUGAUUUAGAUAUCAGGGAGGAGGUCGACACUUUUAUGUUUGAGGGUCAUGACACUACAGCGAUGGGUCUGUGCUACAUUUUGGCACUUUUAGCUGAGCAUAAGGACAUUCAGGAUCGUGUCAGGAACGAAGUCGAUACUGCGUUACAAGAGAACGGGGAGAAAUUUACUAUGAAAUUAUUGCAAGACCUACCAUACUUGGACAGAUGUAUAAAGGAAGCAUUGCGCUUAUAUCCUAGUGUAUUUCUAAUAUCACGAAUUCCUGCGGAAGAUAUAAAAUUACAGUCGUAUUUAGUACCGGCUGGGACAUUCCUGCAUCUUAAUAUUUACGCAGUCCAUAGAGAUCCGAAUUUUUGGUCAAAUCCAGAAGUAUUUGAUCCCGAUAGAUUCUUACCAGAGAGGAGCCGAAAUCGUCAUCCUUAUUCAUAUUUACCCUUUAGUGCUGGACCACGUAAUUGCAUCGGCCAACGAUUUGCUAUGCUGGAAUUGAAGGCGAUGAUAGCUCCUCUGGUACACAAUUUCUACUUAGAGCCUAUUGAUUAUUUAAAAAAUAUUCGGAUACAUGUUGAUUUGGUACUCCGACCUGCUCAUCCAAUUCGUGCCAAAUUUAUCCCUAUCCGUAAAACAAAUGCAAGCCUAUAAAGCUAAUACCGAUUAUUGAUCAUUGUAGAAGGCAAAACAAAAAUCCUAUAUUUGCCUGAAAAAAUAAUAACGUUGUAAUAGUAACACUUUGUACAUGUGUCAUUAUUGGUUACAAAAUUAAAAUAUAAGUAAAAUAUAAUAAAUAUAAUAUCGAUAAGGUAUAUA
Messenger RNA from Temnothorax curvispinosus, 1086 nucleotides. Its product is annotated as cytochrome P450 4C1-like. The transcript is spliced from 7 exons. Gene Ontology annotation, molecular function: oxidoreductase activity, acting on paired donors, with incorporation or reduction of molecular oxygen; iron ion binding; monooxygenase activity. Bases 1 to 921 code for a protein of 306 amino acids. The record is from RefSeq and is a predicted model, not a curated record. NCBI's taxonomy places the organism in Eukaryota, Metazoa, Arthropoda, Insecta, Hymenoptera, Formicidae.